Molecule: messenger RNA, 2008 nt
Organism: Lemur catta (Ring-tailed lemur)
Lineage: Eukaryota; Metazoa; Chordata; Mammalia; Primates; Lemuridae
Gene: FAAH2
Product: fatty acid amide hydrolase 2
Exons: 11
Coding region: 153-1754 (533 amino acids)
Source: RefSeq, a predicted model, not a curated record
CGGUGAUGACAAACAUGCUCCUCUGGAAUUGUGGGUAGAUAUUGGACUUGUAAACUAAAGGAUUGCUAAGCACCUCCUUGCUUAGUCUUUUCUAGUUUGCCCAGCGUGCACAUAACCCUCAAGCACUAGGACCGUGAGGAAUCCAGGCCACUAUGUCGCCUCCGUUCUCCGCCCGCAUCCAGUUAUUGAUCCUGUGGACGCUAGGCAUUCUCAUUGGCCUAGUAGGCAGAGCGGCUCUAGCCUUAGGCGGCCCCAAGUUUGCCUCAAGGACCACCCAGCCGGUGACCGAACCUUUGCUCCUGCUUUCCGGGGUACGGCUGGCCAAGCUGAUACGACAGAGGAAGGUAAAAUGUAUAGAUGUUGUUCAGGCUUAUAUUAAAAGAAUCAAGGAUGUGAACCCAAUGAUUAAUGGAAUUGUUAAGUACAGGUUUGAGGCAGCUAAGAAGGAGGCUCAUGCUGUAGAUCAAAGGCUUGCAGAGAAGCAAGAAGAUGAAGCCACUCUGGAAAAGAAAUGGCCCUUUCUUGGAGUUCCUUUGACAGUCAAGGAAUCUUUCCAGCUACAGGGAAUGCCCAAUUCUUCUGGCCUCAUGAGCCGUCGUGAUGCCAUUUCCAAAACAGAUGCCGCUGUGGUGGCAUUACUAAAGGAAGCUGGUGCUAUUCCCCUUGGCAUAACCAACUGUAGUGAAUUGUGCAUGUGGUAUGAAUCCAGUAACAAGAUCUAUGGCCGAUCCAACAACCCAUAUGAUUUACGGCAUAUUGUAGGUGGAAGUUCUGGUGGUGAAGGCUGCACAGUGGCAGCUGCCUGCUCAGUGAUUGGUGUGGGCUCUGAUAUUGGUGGCAGUAUCCGGAUGCCCGCUUUCUUCAAUGGCAUAUUUGGACACAAGCCUUCUCCAGGUGUGGUUUCUAACGAAGGCCAAUUUCCUGUGGCUGGAGGAGCCCAGGAGCAGUCUCAGUGCACUGGUCCGAUGUGUCGCUAUGCUGAAGACCUCACCCCCAUGCUGAGGGUCAUGGCAGGAUCUGGGAUCAAAAAGUUAAAACUGGAUGCAAAUGUACAUUUGAAGGACAUAAAAUUUUACUGGAUGGAACAUGAUGGAGGUUCAUUUUUAAUGUCCAAGGUGGACCAAGAUCUCAUCCUGGCUCAGAGAAAGGUUGUGGCUCACCUCGAAACUAUUCUAGGAGCCUCAGUGCAACAUGUUAAACUGAAGAAAAUGAAGUAUUCCUUGCAGUUGUGGAUCACAAUGAUGUCAGCAAAGGGACAUGAUGGGAAGGAACCUGUGAAAUUUGUGGAUCUGCUUGGUGACCAUGGAAAGCCUGUUAAUCCUCUGUGGGAAUUGAUCAAAUGGUGCCUGGGUCUGUCAGUGUACACCAUUCCUUCUAUUGGGUUGGCUUUGUUGGAGGAAAAGCUCAAAUAUAACAAUGAAAAAUACAAAAAGUUUAAGGCAGUGGAAGAAAGCCUGCAUAAAGAACUGGUGGAGAUGCUAAGUGAUGAUGGUGUGUUCUUAUAUCCCUCACAUCCCACAGUGGCACCCAAGCAUCAUGUUCCUCUAACAAGGCCUUUCAACUUUGCUUACACAGGUAUCUUCAAUGUCCUGGGUUUGCCUGUGACCCAGUGCCCACUGGGUCUGAAUGCUGAAGGACUUCCUCUAGGCAUCCAGGUUGUGGCUGGACCCUUUAAUGAUCACUUGACCAUCGCUGUAGCCCAGUAUUUUGAGAAAACUUUUGGGGGCUGGGUUUGUCCUGGAAAGUUUCAGUAGGACCUUCUCCAAGGUCAAAGAUUGUGUGUAUGUGCAUGUGUGUAUUUUUAUUAAUUGGGUGAGAUCAAGCACCAGCAGGCAAGUAGAGAAAAAACAACUGGGUAGUUUAUUUACUCAUUCAGUUUUUCUUUCUACUUUUAUUUCCUGCACCAAUUGUUGGUCUAACUAAAAUGAUAAUAUUUCAUUCCUGCCUUCACUUACUGGAGAAUGUGGACAUGUAAAUGAAUGAAUACAAUAAAGUUUCCUAGAUGCUG